This is a messenger RNA of Chondrus crispus (carragheen), 2602 nucleotides long. RefSeq lists its product as hypothetical. The record is from RefSeq and is a predicted model, not a curated record. Gene Ontology annotation, molecular function: DNA-binding transcription factor activity; RNA polymerase II cis-regulatory region sequence-specific DNA binding. Bases 1 to 2358 code for a protein of 785 amino acids. NCBI's taxonomy places the organism in Eukaryota, Rhodophyta, Florideophyceae, Gigartinales, Gigartinaceae. The transcript is spliced from 2 exons. Gene Ontology annotation, biological process: regulation of transcription by RNA polymerase II.
AUGUCUCGCCUCCGACGUCCCCCACCUCCUCCCUCCGUAUCUACAUGUCCUCCCAUGGAUCUCCCGCCGGCUACCCCCCCCUUCGAUUGGCAGCAAAUAUGGUCCUUCUUCCUCAAUACCCCCCGCGUCCGCGCCUGGCUCUUCGAGCGCACCGCUCCUCUGAAGGCUCAUGUCGUUCAGGCCCUCCUCUCCUCCCCCAUCCUCGUGGGCUAUGUCUUCUCCGACUUACAUAUCCCGUCGCGUAGCUACUCCUUCCCUGACAUUGGCGACUUGCACACUGUCUUCUGCCGUGAUGGCGACGCGCUUCUUGGCUUCAGUUUCGGCUUUCAAGGAAGAAACCCCGUCAUGCCCUUGCUGUUUCAAGUCAUCCGCGACCCUAUGCUGGGCAAUCCAAAUGUUAUUGUUCGCAAGACGGCAAAGCAGCGAGCCCCGCGUCCGUACCAGGACUACUACCUUUGCAUCGAAUUCAACUGGCUCGAAUCUGGCGCUCUUGGCGUCGUCACAAGCAUCACAUCAUCUGAUUCAAACGAAAACACCCCCUCUGGACGAUGCUCCUUCGUUCUACAAAGCGAGCACCGUGUCUUCAAUCGCCGCAGUGCCGCCAAACUUUCCGCCAUGGCCGACCAGCUUUCCCCUUACAUCAGUCACGCUUCCUUACCGCAUCUCUCCCCAUUCCAUACCUUGCCGCCAGACUUUGCCGAUCCACCAGAUGAUUACCACAUGCUCAUAGUCAAGGAGUAUGACGACUCCGACUAUCAUGCUUUGGACCCGCUCUCCUUGAAUCCAGCCAGCAAGAACCAGGUUUUUGAGGUCGAAAGCGACUUUGCCGUUCCCUCCACCGCCGCCAACUCCACUACUACCACGACCACGACCGCGACCAAUAUAUCCCAUACCGAAUCCACGCAUAAUUCAAAUCCCACUGAGCUGCAAGGUCACACCCCUUUCCUGGGUGGUGCUCUUCUCCAUUGUCACAAGGGCGACGGCUCCUCAGUUGCAGAAGCGGAGACUGUAAAACUGUGGCGGCACUACCAAGGCGCGGUCGACAAAUGUCGACGCACAGGCAACCUUAUGACCAUGCUCGGCACCAAGGUGGGCGGCCGGUUCGCAAAGGAAGUUCCAGUAUAUGGCCGUGACGCUCGAUACAGGUUUCUUUCGACUUCCGGCGUUAACGUUCACGGCCGUAUUCAGCAGUUGUUCUCACAACUCGACAUUCAAUUUGGCUCACCACACCCAGGACCCAACUCUAAGUUGUAUACUCGACAACUGGAAUGUUCAGAUAGUCUCAGCGAAGCAUUGGUAGAGGAUCAUAAAGUUGAUCUUGCGGGUGGUGACCGGUCGCUGGCGACCGCAGGAGGGAUGUCCUCUGGUUUCAGUCCAAAUAUGGUAGAAGAUUUUGAGGUCGUUGACGCUGUAGGGGGGACCCGCUAUGAGCGUGGUGCGAAUGAAAGGCGGUGGGGGCCAUCAUCUUCGAGCGAUCAAGCUGUGGGAGUCCAAAACGACAGGGAACCCUUGCACAACGGAGAUGAGAGAAUACGAAAGCGACGAAGAACCACAGAUGUGAAUGGUGUUACCCGACUUUCAGCUAGCCGGCACUCCGCAGUGCCACUACCAACGGGGUUCGUGCAAAUGCCAUUUCAGCCAGCUCAACAAGAUGCAGACUCUCCGCGGAAGAUGUAUAUCAAACAAGAGCAAGUCGCUACCAUACUUCCUAGUUUAAGGAAUUCAUGCGAUCUCACAAACAUCUUGUCAAACGACACAUUAUCGAUAUCCGUCAACCCGGCAGGCAUAGAAAACCGGGGAUGGUCUGCUGCUGCUGUGGCCACUAGUGCAACGCUGUCACAUGGAUCACAUGGCGGAAGUAAGGAAGAGCCAACAUUUACUUCCCAGGCUGAGCAAAACCAAUGCACUCAGGGCGUGGAAACGAAAGCUGUUGAAACGGCAAAAAGGGACACUGGAACGAAAGCGGUGUGGACGUGUCACAGAUGCGGCCAAAAAAUCCGAGGGAAGAAGGGCAACCUAAACAGGCACAUUGCGAAUAAGCAUGACAACAUUCGGGCGUAUGAGUGCACGAGACCGAACUGCGAUCGAAAAUUCCAAACGAGAUUGAAUCUUGUUCGACAUGACACGGCGGUGCACCUGGGAAGGCCAUACACUUGCCCGAAGUGUCCUCGGGCUUUUAAGAAUGAGGUUGACCUGGCUGCACAUGUGAGGGCUGCACAUAAGAACUCUCAGCUCAGUUUGGCGUGUAAGGUUUGUGGGAGCUGCUUUGGGAGAAGAAGCACGUUGAAUCGUCACAUGGCCAAAGUUCACAAGGUUGAGGGCAAAGUUGAGAACACAGGAGUCUCGCUAGUCAUGUAGAAGCAACAAUUUUAUGCUCAUUAUUUAUCGGGGUAUGUUGCCAUAGAGGCAAAAGCUGCUAAACAGGGUUCCUGAAUCUCAGCCCCUAGCAGGAGACAUUGCUAUCAUUGAGGCUUUGGAGGUUGACAAAGCAUGCUUGAGAGCAAUGACAAUGCAUAGCUUGCGGGCGAUAUGUACUACUCUUUUUGGAAUGCCUUCUAAGCGAAGUAAAUACUGUACAUAUCAAGGCAGAACAGUUGUUCUU